Messenger RNA from Syngnathus acus (greater pipefish), 2183 nucleotides. RefSeq names its product tyrosine-protein kinase ZAP-70. Lineage: Eukaryota; Metazoa; Chordata; Actinopteri; Syngnathiformes; Syngnathidae. Gene Ontology annotation, biological process: cell differentiation; cell surface receptor protein tyrosine kinase signaling pathway; protein phosphorylation. Gene Ontology annotation, molecular function: non-membrane spanning protein tyrosine kinase activity; signaling receptor binding; ATP binding. The transcript has 13 exons. Bases 139 to 1959 code for a protein of 606 amino acids. Gene Ontology annotation, cellular component: extrinsic component of cytoplasmic side of plasma membrane; cytoplasm. The record is from RefSeq and is a predicted model, not a curated record.
AGCACCGACUUUUGCUCAUGGACUCACGUGAUGUGAUGUGACAGCACCUGACACUGCACACAUCAGCAGAUGCAUCCGAACUCUGCAGCAACAACCUCGGUCUACUUUUAAAGGAGGAGACAACUCAGCUUCUUCAUCAUGUCCACUGACCCCGCAACAGAACUGCCGUUCUUCUACGGCAGCAUCAGUCGCUCGGAAGCCGAGCAGUAUUUAAAACUAGCCGGGAUGGCCGACGGCCUCUUCUUGCUACGGCAGUGUCUGCGUAGUCUGGGUGGCUAUGUCCUCUCUGUGGUGUGGAACUUGAAGUUCCACCAUUACCCAAUAGAGAAGCAGCUUAAUGACACGUAUUGUGUCGCAGGAGGCAUACCCCACCGUGGGCCUGCUGAGCUGUGUGAAUUUUACAGCAAGGACCCGAGCGGGCUGGUGUGUGCUCUGAAGAAACCUUGCUUGCGUUCCUCGGACACACCCGUCAGGCCCAGUUUGUUUGACAGCCUGAAAGAAAACAUGCUGAGGGAGUAUGUGAAGCAGACCUGGAACCUUGAGGGUGAAGCCAUGGAGCAGGCUAUCAUCAGUCAAGCGCCCCAACUAGAAAAGCUGAUUGCCACCAUGGCCCACGAGAAGAUGUCGUGGUAUCACGGCAAAAUCCCCCGACAGGAAUGUGAGAGAUUGCUUUACUGUGGAACACAACCAGAUGGCAAGUUCCUAAUCCGUGAAAGAGAGGACUCUGGUUCCUUUGCACUGUCUGUGAUGUAUGGAAGAUCUGUUUAUCACUACCAGAUCCUCCAAGACAAGUCAGGGAAAUAUUACAUGCCAGACGGAAUGAAGUUUGACACUAUUUGGCAGCUGGUAGAGUACCUGAAGCUGAAACCUGAUGGAAUGGUGACAACUCUGGGGGAUGCAUGCGUCAGCAAAGCUGCUGGAAAGAUACCGAGCCUCCCCGCAACCAGGCGAACAGGCCUAAAUAGCUACACACCGCCACCUCGAGCUGCGACUGUGAAGGCAGUCCCAUCUGCGCCUCCAGAAAAUGUUCUUCCCAUGGACUGCGUUGGCUUUAACCCUCAUCACAACCCCAACGACGUUAAGAUGUUUAACAUUCAGAGGAGUCGGCUUUUCAUGGAUGAGGUGGAGCUCGGCUCGGGCAACUUUGGCUGCGUCAAGAAAGGUGUCCUCCAAACUGACGAGGGCCAGUUAGAUGUAGCCAUCAAAGUGCUGAAGAGUGACAACGAGAUGCUAAUGAAGGAGGAGAUGAUGAGGGAGGCAGAGAUCAUGCACCAGUUGAGUAAUCCCUUCAUUGUUCGGAUGCUGGGCUUAUGCAGCGCUGAGAGUCUCAUGCUGGUCAUGGAGAUGGCUCCAAAUGGACCGCUCAACAAGUUUCUCUCCUCCAAUAAGGAUAGCGUAUCAGUGGAGGACAUUGUCAACCUGAUGCACCAGGUGUCCAUGGGAAUGAAAUAUCUGGAAGAGAAAAGCUUUGUGCACAGGGACUUGGCAGCUCGAAAUGUCCUGCUCGUCAACCGACAGUUUGCCAAAAUCAGUGACUUUGGGCUCUCCAAGGCCCUGGGAACAGACAGCGAGUACUACAAGGCCCGUUCUGCAGGACUAUGGCCGCUGAAGUGGUAUGCUCCUGAAUGUAUUAACUACCGCAAGUUCUCCAGUAAAAGUGACGUGUGGAGUUUUGGCAUCACCAUGUGGGAAGCCUUCUCGUAUGGCGGAAAACCUUACAAGAAAAUGAAACAAGUGGAGGUGAACAGUUUCAUUGCAAGUGAGAAACGCUUGGCUUGUCCGCCCAAGUGUCCUGAUCGAAUGUAUGAGCUGAUGCAAGAAUGCUGGCAAUACAAACAUGAAGAUCGUCCUGACUUCAAAAAUGUGGAAGAGACCAUGAGAGCUUACCAUUAUUCCAUAUCAAAAAAGGUUAAGCCGUUGGGUGCUGCCACUGCCACAGAGCCAAACAUGUCGACAUAAAAACAAAGCACAUUCUGUUUCAUGGCUACACAAUGUGUCCAUUCAGCUGAUCAUUAAACAAGCAAAACAAAGAGCUAUUUAUCAGCCGUGCACACUGGCCAGUGAUACAGCUAAAAAAGGCUUGCUGGCCAUAAUUAAGCAUCUGGAACAAAAGUGUUAGCUGCAUUUUUGUUUUUGUCUGUUUGAAUAUCUGUAUCUUCACAUUGAUGAGCAAACUGCUCCCC